This is a messenger RNA of Lactuca sativa (garden lettuce), 628 nucleotides long. RefSeq lists its product as uncharacterized. The record is from RefSeq and is a predicted model, not a curated record. NCBI's taxonomy places the organism in Eukaryota, Viridiplantae, Streptophyta, Magnoliopsida, Asterales, Asteraceae.
AAUUAUUUCGGAUACCCUUGGUUGGGAAGAGCCGAAGUGGGUCGUUAUUCAACAUUAUUCCCAAAACUCAAAACAUACAGCCAUGGCACCGUCGAGCUCCUCUGCCGCCUCUACAGGUAUUCCGACGCCAAAACAAUCACUUGGUUUCGUAGCCACUGCACUCAAAAGAAAAGACAGUUUCAUCCAGUUCUUCGCCAUGACUGGAAUCUUGCUGCUAAGCAUGCGAUCGGUAAGUCAAAAAUACCGAAUCCAAGAACUCCAAGACGAUACCAACGCCUUGCAGGAAGAGAAAAAUUCAAUCUCCGAUCGAAUCAAUCACAUCAAAAGCAGCCUCCUUGCUGAAGCCGCCCUCGAUACCACCGGCGCCUUCGCCGCCAGGCUCCGCAUUCUCUUUGGCGACAACAAUUGAUAUGUGAGUCGAAAAUUUUAGGGCUUCUAAUCUACUCGCUGCUUAAUCUUAAUUUUGUAGUGUAUCAGAAUCUGUUACAUAUAGGGAUUUAAGGAUUAUGCUUUGAUACUACAACAAAGGUCUGAAAUUUUCAAUUUUGAUAAUAAUUUCGGCUGUGAUCCUUGUGGUCGGAUUUACUGCUACUUAUAAAACCUUAAAAUGAUAUUUUUUUUAUCUGCA